Molecule: messenger RNA, 7202 nt
Organism: Monascus purpureus
Lineage: Eukaryota; Fungi; Ascomycota; Eurotiomycetes; Eurotiales; Aspergillaceae
Source: the annotation of a GenBank genome assembly
AUCUGUUAUUACCGUUAGAGUAAUAAGUCCUCGUGGCGUGUCAGGUGACUCGCCACCUGCAUACACGACAAACAAACAAACAGGGCAAACAGAUUAAUACAAUUCUCUCCCAAAUAUUAAGAGUACCUAAAUAACACUCCCAUCCACGGCUCGCACUGGCUUCCGAUUCCAAGGAAUAUGGGCCAGUAGGAAGUAAAGGAGAAUCCAAGAUUUGUGGACGAUGAGCUGUCAUGCUGAUCUGUCAACAGUUAACACUCUAGCAGUCAAUAAUUAAUGCCAAUAAACAACACUGUGCUGGCUGUAACCUCGAUAGUGUAUAAUAAACAACAAUAACAACACGUGCCUCCUGAGGUGAGGCAUCUCCAUCUCGCGCUCUCUCUCCCCUUCUUCCCGUCCGUCGAGCCGGAUCACUUCGGUCGCCUUGUUGCUUUGUCCAACUCAUCGUCGCUUUCAUCCUUUGCGCCGUUGUUUCCUUUGUUGUUCUUCCCUACCUUCGUCUUUCCUUUCAUUUGUUCCUUACUACUCCCUUGUAUGGUGUAGACACUCCGUACAUCCCCGUUUUCCCCUCCCCCACCCGCUUCUCUACGGUUAUCUCUGUUCCUUCCUCUGACCUGUCUCCGUCUUUCGUUUCGCGCCGAAUCCAUCCGUUCCGAGUCCCUGUUACGUCGAGGUUCUCUUUGUUCUUGUUGGGUGCUGACCGUCUCCAGCGCACAACGCAAGUUGAGGCCACGACGCGUUUUGUGUCGUGCACUUGGCCUAAGCGGCUUCCCGCUUCCAUCGACUCAACCCUGCAGAGUGCGCCAAUCCACACCCCCUCAGGUCAGUCGCGGAUUUGAUUUCCUUCCCGCUGUUUUCCGUCACCAAGGAUCCUUCCAGCCUGCAAUUUAAGACGUCUUUCCGGCAUAGCGCAUUAUCUUUCCAUCACAUCCAAUUCGAGCCCAGCACGUGUGGACUGACCUUUGUCGCUUGUGGGCUCGCGCAUUAACCGAGAAGGGCCUGGCUGCGAGAUUUGGUCGCUUGCACGAACCGACAAUUCAUAUAAUGACUGUGGCUUGAACCGCGAAACGGACAGGAACGAGAGGAACGAGACGACGAGUCUGCGGGACCAGCGGCGGCUGUAUCCUCAGAGCGGAGGAUCAGAAUCCCCCCGCUAGUGGCUCCGCGUUUUGAUCAUGGCGGCCUUCUUGGGCGACCUGUCGGCUACUGGUGCCGGGAGCUUGCCUGCGAAUGGACAACAGGAUGAUAGCCGCCCCUUGUCUCCCGCCAUGGACGACCCUUUCAUCUCCCCCCAGCCGGACGUGGCUGGUCAUCGCGAACAACACCGGUACUCUUCUUUUGACAGCCAGCUGUUCUCCCUCAAUGCUUCGUCCCCUGCACAGGCAAGGCGAGCCCUCGAGGCUCAUCUGGCGGAGACGGAGCGUAGAUUGGAGGAAGCAUCCAGAUUGGGGACUGCUCUCGUCCAGCAACAGCAGGAGCUCUCGGAGAAGCUCAAGGAGGUAGACCAGCAGCAAGAUGACGGAGAGAUCGGCGAAGACUUGCGUCGUAAACUCGUCGAUCUGGAGAGAGAAUACAAUGAGAUCGGCCGGGAAACCGCGAGAGCUUUCCUUGCCCCGAAACGACUAGUGGGUGCUUCAGAUGAAAGUAACUUUGGCACUCCCUCGGGCGAGUACAAGUCGCCCUUGGGCUCGGUGAUGCUCUCUACCCAAGCCACCAACUCUCCCAGCAGGGUAACAGUGCCUUCGCGAAAGCAGCGAAACCAGCCGUCAAAUCGCGUCCAUGAUAUCGAAUUCGCCACCGAAAUUUCUACAUCCUUGCUUGCACAGGUUCGUCAGCUGCAGGCACUUCUUGCCGAACGGGAGGAGGCACUCAAGGGUGCGAACUUGGAAAAGUCAAGGCUUGAGCUAGAAGCAGAGGGGUAUGCCCAGCGGAUUCGCGCUUUGGAUGAGAGCGAGCAGCGCUACAAGGAUGAGAACUGGUCGCUGGAGACGCAAACGCAUGAGCUCAUGACCGCCGUGAAGGAAGCCGCCGAGCGUGAAACCAAACUCAACAGCAGCCUGAGUUCCAUUACUGCCGAAAAGAGUUCUGUGGAGCGAGAACUGGAGGAAUUGAAACAGCUGAACACCAAGCUGGUGGAGGACCAUACUGCCGCUCAGAAAGCAAAUGAUGCAGAAAUCCACCUUCUUCGUAGGAACCUCACUGCCGGCGAUGCAGAGAAGCUCGCACUUCAACGUAAACUGGAAGAGGUUACUUCACAGAAUCAGGAACUUGCCAAGGCCGUUGCGGCAACAAUUCGACAACAACGCGAAGCUGAAGCGGCUCGCUCGGUUUCGCACGAUGAUGAAACCGAUGCUCAAGAUCAGCCGACGCCCGAACAGUCGCCGCCAUCGUCGCCUACCAAGCCUACUCCCCGACACAACCACCUGGAGACAGAGACGUUGAGGAGCUCUCUCGGUCAUGCUCAUCGUAUGAUUCAGAACCUCAAGAACACAAUCCAUCGUGAAAAGGCAGAGAAGAUCGAGCUGAAACGCAUCCUCCAAGAGUCUCGGGAUGAGCUAGAGCAGCGUCGCCGCGAUUCCGUCGGUGCGACUACGUCCAAUAAGCGCCAGAAGACAAGAGCGGAUCCACCCAGGAAACAACCACGGCCGGAUCUUCUUGGUGCAGGAAGAAGGGGGAAGACUCAAGUCGAAUGGCACGAUACCGACUGGGAGGAUUCAAGUCCGUCCCAUCCUUCCAUGUCUAGGCCUCCGAAGGGCCGCAAAGGCACGCAUUCGCCUGAUGAUCCCAGUGACUAUCAGACCGCAACGGAAGAUGCCUUCGAGACUGCUAACGAGCCAGAUGUUGCUACCGAAAGUGAAGCCUUCCAAACUGGUCUCGAAAGCAUGGCCGAUGACAGUAGUGAUACUGAUGAUACUGAGAGGAUGACCGAGACCGAAUUUACCGUAAACAGAACACCCCGUCGAAGAUUACCGUCGCCUUUGCUGUUUGCCAAAGCCAGGGAUCGAAAUUCAAUCCAAAGCACCGCCUCUACUUCGGCUGAUGAGGAUGAGGAUGACAGGGAGGCGUCGUUGUCUCCAACUCAGGUCUCUCGUUACCGACUCAGGGUGAAGAGAGGUGGUCUGAAACGCAUUCGACCCUCCGGGGAGGCACCGAUGGCUUCUCAUAGCAGGCCAUCCAGUGCACGGGAAUCAACGGCGACAAGCUUUAACCAAGACCCGAUGGCCUCCGAAGGCCAGAGUCUCUUUGCAGAACUCGCGGAACUGGGCAGUCCUGGAAGUGAAGGAGGCGACUUUGGCCCUCCCAUACGAGACGAUGCUGCCUCCCAGUCCUCAACGCCGCGCAUAUCUGGCUCGUUCGAUUUACGGAGACCGUCAGAAUCUACCCUCGAUUCGCGUGCCAAGCCGGUCAUGGUCGAUACAGGUGUCAUGACUGACCACACGAUCAGCCCUCAUUCUGUUCCUGAGACGGCUGGGUGGUUUCUCGGUCUCAGAAAUGGCUUUUGGCUUCGCGAUCCUCUACUCGGUAACUCUGCUCCCCAGUUCACGGCACUUAGGUCGGCUGCUGGAUCAAACACCGAUGAGUGGUCAACCCAGUCCGUGCCAUCACAAAUGGCAUUGGAUGAUCUUACUCCAAAUUCGGAGGAGACGGAGGGUUUGGCCUUCCCGCCGUUACCACAAGCAGUCAUUUCAUCUGUUGCUUCGCAAGAGACUGUGCCAGUGGUGCCUACGGUGUCUAAGCAGAACAUUACCCACGCUCCUAUGGGCGCCCCUGAGCCUCUUGAAAAAGAGAUUUCCGAAAAACUCAUCCCCGAAAGGACUCUAUCUUCAAUCUAUUCUCAGCAUACUGAACCGGUAACAGCUAAGCUACAAGAGCGGGAUAUUCCAGAACUGGCCAUUUCACAUGUCAAUCUCAAUCACACUGAACCAGAGUCUGCGGUUCCCGUAGAGCUCGCAGUUUCCAUGAUCGAAUCACAAUACACCAAGCCUGAAUACAGCGUUCCUAUGGAAUUCAAACUAUCUUCUGUCUACUCGGAGCAUACAGAACCCAAGAGCACGGUUCCAUUAGAACUGGUUGUUUCAUCGAUAACCUCGGAACAAACUGUACCUAAGAGUACAGUUCCAUUAGAACUGGAGGUCUCAUCGAUAACCUCGGAACAAACCGUGCCCAAGAGUACAGUUCCAUUAGAACUGACGGUUUCUUCAAUAAACUCGGAGCAGACUGAACCUAAGAGUACAGUUCCAUUAGAAUUGUCCGUUUCAUCGAUAAACUCGGAACACACUGAGCCCAUGCUUGCAUCUCCUGUGGAACUGACACUUUCGUCAAUGAUCUCGCAAAACACCGAGCCAACCUGCCCAGCGCCUUUGGAACUGGCAGUCUCUUCUGUUGGUUCGGAGCAAACUCAGCCGCAGGAUGCAGCUCCUGCGAAAUUAGCUAUCUCGGCAAUUUCUUCAACUGACACAGCACCCGCCGAUCCCACUUUUCCGCUGCGCGAGUCUGCAAUCCCUGUGGGCCUUGCUGUCUCGUCAAUCAACUCGGGGAAUACCGAUCCCGUAACCCCGAAUGUUCCUGAGUCCGCUCGUACAAUUCCCUCCGAAGUGUCGACUCCAUCAGUCUCCUCUGAGCACGAUGGCAUUCCUACCCGAACUAUUGCUGGUUCCGAACGUGCUAUCCAUACUGAACAGGCUGAUUCAACUGAGCGCGCAAUACCGGUUGAACUUGCCGUUUCGUCAAUCUCCGAGCAGGCUGCGCCUCUGGCUUCCAAGGCGCCUGAGCCUGUUGCACUGACAGUUACAUCUAUCUUUGGAGAGCAGCACACCGAGCCUGUCGCGACAAAAGUGGCGGAGCCUAAGUAUGUUGAGCUCUCUGUGUCCCCGUCGGCCUCCUUCUCGGAGACUGAGCCUGUUGUUCCUAAGCUCCCUGAACGAAUAGAGUUGGCUGUCUCAUCAGUUUCGUCCGAAUAUACCACACCUGUCGUUCCCAGGCUUCCUGAGAUUGAACUAGCCAAGUUAGCGAUCUCUUCGGUUUGCUCUGAACACACAGAACCCGUUAUUGCUAAGCUCCCUGAGCUUGAACCCAGAGAGCUAGCGGUCUCGUCAGUUUGUUCUGAACACACAGAGCCUGUCAUGGCAAAGAUGCAUGAACCAGAGCAUCCAGAAUUGGCAGUUUCAUCGAUUUGCUCUGAGAACACUGCACCCAUCACACCAAAAUUACCAGAAGUUGAGCGUCCAGAACUGGGAUUCUCAUCCGUUUCCUUCCAGGAUGUUCCGCCAGCAAUGGCGAAACUCCCUGAACCCCAGCUUCCAGACUUUGCGGUGUCUUCAAUUUUCUCAGAACUUACUGAGCCUGUCUUAGCUAUGAUGCCAGAGCAGGCGGUUCCUGUUGAGCGGGAUUUGAAGACAUCCGAAACUCCAGAAUUGGACGUGUCACCAGUCAAAUCAGCCUGGACUGAACCAACUGGUCCUACAAUUCGUGAGGUGCCUGUGAAGGUACCUGAACUCUUAAUAUCCAACAUCAGUAGUGUGGAAACACAACCUGUUAAAUCCGAGCACAGAAAAUCCCCUGCGACUCUUGCCUCUGUGACUUAUGAUAAAGAGACAGGAAAACCAACCACAGUGCCGAAUGGAUAUACUUCGGAUGUGCCAGUCAUAAGUGUUGCUCGGGAUGCCGGGUUGCCGCUGGACUCUGUUUCCGGCAAUGCCCUUCCCCGUGCUGCUAGGCAGAGCUCGAGGCCUGGGAAGAUGGAUGGACAGGCGGAUCAAGGAGCUCAGACGAUCCUAUCAUCAAGGCAAAUUGACGCGAUCCUCAUGGAUCGCGUCUCCAAUAAUCCGCAGACUUCCCCUGACAACGACCGAGUUAAGAGCAUGGCUGGUUCUUCUCUCUCGACACCUAAAGCGAGACACAACCUUGAGGGUCUACCUUCUUCUACGGCAUCAAACAGGUCUGGCCCUGUGCGACCGGGCAGUUCUUCUAGCCAGACGUCUUAUGCUACGGGCCGACAAAUACUAUCUGAUAUGGAUGAUAGGAGGACAAUUGACCAACCUUCGGCUUCCUCGGGCGUCAUGGGUCCUCCUCUUAUCCCUGCAUCUGCGCUCAAGGCGCAGCGCCCGCUUACACCUAACGAUCAUGUUUCGCAGACUGGUUCUAUCAGACAGUCUUCUUUAAGAGCCAAAGCAAGGCACAAUAGCCAGCUCUCGCAUAGGUCGUCAGUGUCAUCUUUCGCCUCCGAACUAGAAGAACGAUUCAACAUUCAAACCAACCCAAUGCCUACUGCCUACGGUUACGGUGCCGGCACAGACCCUCGUAUGAUCCAGGCAAUUACUCAGACGAUGAUCGGAGAAUUCCUAUGGAAGUACACACGCAAAGCUGUCUCGGGAGAGAUGUCCAGCACUCGGCACCGGCGGUAUUUCUGGGUGCACCCUUACACACGUACAUUGUAUUGGAGCGCACAGGAUCCACAGUCCGCUGGGAAGUCUGAACUUCGAACUAAGAGCGUCCAUAUUGAGGCCAUCCGAGUUGUCGCCGAUGACAAUCCUUAUCCACCAGGGCUUCACUGCCAGAGCUUAGAAGUCAUCAGCCCUGGCCGGCGAGUAAGAUUCACAGCGUCAACCAGCCAAAGGCACGAGACUUGGUUUAACGCACUGUCGUAUCUUCUACUCCGAAACGCUGAUGGCGAGAAUGGUGAAGAAAAUGAGGGAAAUAUCUCGCUAGAAGAGAUGCAUGAAUUCAAUGCAGGAUUGGCCAAUUCUCAGCAGCCAGGAAGAUCGUCAUUCUCUUCCUACAGCCGUAGCCUCCGAAGUGUUCCCAAGCAGCGUGCAAGCUCUGUCAUGUCUACACGACCCGCGGCGACCUAUGGUGACCGAUCUUCCCCUGCCUUUAGUGCAUCAGCGCAGAGUCCCGCGCUCUAUACUCCAGGCCAGGGCCGGCAAGGUUCUGCCACCCGCAUCAGCUCAUUCUUUAAUUCAAGUGUCAGGGGGUCAUUUUCCAGCCGGAAGAUGCGUCGUGGCCAUGCCGAUAGCAGCCUCUAUGAAGAGAGCGUCGGUGACCCUGGUAGCGUUGAAGACCUAAGACACGCCUUUGACAGGCAGGAUGAAGAUGAGGAUCGCCUUGAAAACGUCCGCGCUUGUUGUGACGGCAAACAUGACGUCAGCUCGUUGUCGAGAUCUAGUCGUUAUAGUCCGAAAAUCAAUCGACAUCAACCAUAUUGA